AUGGAAUUGGACGAGCACUACUACCAGGGCAACCCGAGACAAUUCGUGUUGCUAUCAAUCAGAAAGUCUGAACGGUCCGAGACUGAGACUGAGAAAAGAGCUUGUUUGGCUGGUGGACGUGUCGUGUACCUGGCCUGGUCGUCGCAACCCAACCCAACUGGCGCGACCAACUUCCAGCCUCCGGCAAGCAGGUCGCAUCCAAUUGGAUCCAAGUGCAUCGAGGAGGAGGACCGCCUCGCAGAGAGGAGGAAGCCGAAGAGCAGCAACCUGAAACGUUCCCCCAGAUCCUCCUCAACACCACCAACACUACCUCAUUUCUCAGUUCCGAAUCACCACCAAGGUGGUGAUAAUUCCGACUUGUCUACCCCAACAGGUCAGAGCAGUGACCUGGGCAACAUUGUCAAGUUGACAGACCAAACUCCCCCCACGCCUUCUAACGACCGUCACGAAAUUCACGAAAUCACGACCCCUUCUGCGCAGCGCCAGCAGCAGCGGAGGCAAGCGCGAAACAUUACCCCAGAUCCAGUCGCUGAGAGACCAACUACUCCAGCUUCGUCCCAACUCUCACACCGCACCCUUCGACGUACUUCGCGAUCCGUUGCGACCCCAAGUCCUACACCGCAGUCUGCCCGCCAGGUCCACAUUGAGGCCGCAUCAGUAGGUUUCAGUCCCAAACCACAGGUUGCGACCGCGCCUGCGCCUGCGCCCACGCCAACACUUGCGCCUGCCCCGACUUUUAAUUACGAUUACCCUCGAACCGUCGCUCCCCUCGAUCGACGAAAUUCACGUGCGCGAAGAGUUCUCUCACAGGAUCUGAGCGAGGACUUUGACGAAGAGUCCUCCGACGAAGCUCUGUUAUUCCGAGACCCAACAUCAUCGUCUUCUCAUACCCGACGCGAGUCUCACCGACCUCAUCGCGUUUCCAGAAACACUCGCAGUGCCAUCCUCUUCGCUCUUGAGGAGGCGCUCCGGCAACCUAACCUGUUCACGCCCGACGAGAUAGAAGAAGGCGCAUCAAUGGCUGACCUGAUCGGAGGCGGCACUGCCGCUUCCAACGGCAAUGCCUCGGCUUCCACUCGCCAGCGCACCACUGGCGCCCCUAACCCUACCAGCUCGCCUUCUGGAAUUCGUGGUCCUAGAAUGAUCAUGCAGGAGCGCGCUGCUAGAGAGGCAGCCCGUCAGAGAGCCGAACAGGAACAGAUGCAGUUGGAGAGACAGCGAGCCGAGCAGGAAGCUCGCCUAUUGGAGGAGACGCAGAGACGGAAUGCGGAGCGCCGAGCUGCCACCGCCGCUACUGGCGCUGCCGGAGGAGGAACAGCUGGUGGCGCCGCCAACGUGCCCCAGCAGGACCCCACCUCUCACCGGCGACCCGUAGCUACCGAUACCCCACAAACCCGAACCAACCCGGGAGGAAGUUCCCGCCAGCCCACAAUGACUCAGCCGCAGACUCGACACGGUCGAACGGCGUCGACGUCUCAGCCCGGCCAGCAACCCUACAGCACAGCCCCUCAGGCCAGCACCACUCAACAGCCUGCUAACACAUCUGUUCAAGGAGCCCAGGAGUCUGGCGCUACGGGAUCGAGACCCAGAAACUCAUUUCCCCACGCGUUUGAGCGUUGGGAAACCUUAUCGGCUCAUUGGGAGGGUCUCACCAGCUUCUGGAUUCGACGACUUGAACAGAACAACCAGGACAUUGAGCGUGAUCCUGUCAACCAAGCGCUCUCUCGCCAGGUCACCGAUCUUACUGCGGCCGGUGCCAACCUUUUCCACGCCGUCGUCGAGUUGCAGCGCCUCCGCGCUAGUUCUGAACGCAAGUUCCAGCGAUGGUUCUUCGAGACCCGGGCUGAGCUGGAGCGUGCUCAGGAGGUCAACGCCAUGUUAGAGUCGGCCCUUGACGAGGAGAGACGUGCUAGAGAGAAUGCUGUUCAGGCAGCUAUCCAGAAGGAGCGUCAGCACUCCGCCAACGAUGAACGCGUCAGGGAGAUGAAGAAGGAGCUCCAGAUCUCCAAAGAAGAGGCCCGCCGCGCUUGGGAGGAGCUUGGUCGCCGCGAACAUGAAGAACGCGAACGGACCCAGUCUCUGCAGAGCGGUCAGCCUACCAUCCUCGGCGGCGUCCAGGUCGUCCCGAUGACGCAGGGUGUUCCCAGUCGCCAUGGCAGCUCCCGUGAGCAAUACGGCGGCCAGCAGGCCGGCUACGCUGGCGAUUACUCUCAAGCCCCUGGUGGUCAAUCCAUUCCCGCCACGUCCAGCAACCUCUAUCCAUCCGGCGAUCCAGGUCAGGAAGGCGUUACUUACACGGGUGCUGGUUCCGAGGGUGGAUACUCUGAAGGUGAGUACACUAUCGAUGCGCAAGGCCACUUCGUUCGCGAUUCCCAGGGAAAUAAGGUUCCCUUCAUUGCUCCACCUUCCCCAGUUUCUGACGAAGGUAUAGAAGAGUAUGAAACCCCAGCGACGAACCCUCCCAGUGCCGGUUACCUGCAGACCCCCACCACGUCUGCUGGAGAACAGCAGCAGGGAACAGCCCAAGACUAUUCCGGCUCGGGCUAUGCUGCUCCAGGUUGGGAGACUGUCCCAAGGCAUCAUCAUCCGACCCGCCUGAGCGAUGUCAUGGAAGAGGAUGAGCGCAGCCGCGCCAGCAACAGUCAAGUGGGCCGACACUAG
Molecule: messenger RNA, 2661 nt
Organism: Colletotrichum abscissum
Lineage: Eukaryota; Fungi; Ascomycota; Sordariomycetes; Glomerellales; Glomerellaceae
Exons: 2
Coding region: 1-2661 (886 amino acids)
Source: RefSeq, a predicted model, not a curated record